Molecule: messenger RNA, 2043 nt
Organism: Bacidia gigantensis
Lineage: Eukaryota; Fungi; Ascomycota; Lecanoromycetes; Lecanorales; Ramalinaceae
Exons: 2
Coding region: 1-2043 (680 amino acids)
Biological process (GO): response to radiation; error-prone translesion synthesis
Cellular component (GO): nucleus; replication fork; site of double-strand break
Molecular function (GO): damaged DNA binding; DNA-directed DNA polymerase activity
Source: RefSeq, a predicted model, not a curated record
AUGAGUUCUCCGUUGUUCCAAUCCUCUCAGCUGUCGCAGCUCUCACCCAAUAAGAGAAGUCGGCGCAAGUCAAAAUACACUUACAAGCAUCUAACGCUGCUGAGUCAAUCAUCGACUGCGUGCCCACUGAGAGCUAUAGCCCAUAUAGACCUAGAUGCAUUCUACGCACAAUGCGAGGGUGUUCGAUUGGGCAUUGCAGAAGACCAGCCGCUCGCUGUUCAGCAAUGGCAAGGGCUCAUUGCUAUAAAUUAUCCAGCUCGAAGUUACGGUCUAACGAGAUUCUUGCCUCUAAACGAAGCGAAGAAGCUUUGCCCAAAUCUGAUUUGCCAGCACGUCGCUACGUGGAAGGAGGGUGAGGAGAAGUGGGCGUAUCGCGAUGACGCGGCCGCACACAUAGGAAAUCAAAAGGUCUCUUUGGAUCCUUACAGGCUUGAGUCUCGCAGAAUAUUUGCUUGCAUUCGAGACGCUCUGCCACCGGUGCCGAAGCAGAGAGUUGAAAAGGCAAGCGUCGAUGAAGUCUUUCUAGAUUUGUCUGCGCAAAUCCAUGUCAUCUUACUUGAGCGAUACCCUGAGCUUGCGGGCCCACCGCCCUACGAUGACCCCACAGAAAAGCUACCACGUCCUCCGACGACCACCCUCGACUGGGACACUGAUGCUCUUGUGGAUCUUGAUGCGUCGGAAACAGAGGAUGAUGAUCCGGACUGGGAUGAUAUUGUCAUGCUCAUAGGGUCUGAGAUCAUUCGCCGGGUGCGAGCAGCGAUCCUUGAACAUGUGAAAUAUACUUGCUCUGCUGGAAUAGCGCGCAAUAAGAUGAUUGCAAAGCUGGGUUCUGGUCACAAAAAGCCCAACCAGCAGACCAUCGUUCGUAAUCGGGCUGUCCAGCAUUUUCUUAGUCAAUUUAAGUUCACCAAAAUCCGCAACUUGGGUGGCAAGCUCGGAGAGGAAGUCGUUGCCAAAUUCAACACAGAUCAAGUGACUGAUCUACUCCGCACUUCUCUCGAGCAAAUGAAAUCUAAAUUAGGAGACGAUACCGGCUCAUGGGUAUACUACAUCAUUCGAGGCGAAGAUACAAGCGAAGUCAACCCUCGGACUCAGAUCAAGUCUAUGCUUUCUGCAAAAUCGUUUCGUCCUACAAUCAAUAGCACCGAUCAAGCUCACCGCUGGCUCCGAAUCUUUGUGGCUGAUAUCUACGCAAGGCUGGUUGAAGAGGGCGUGCUGGACAAUAAGCGAAGACCUAAGAUCAUCAACUUACACCACAGACAAGGUGGUCAGCAGAGGUCACGCCAAGCUGCAAUACCGACCGGUAGGCCUAUUGAUGAAUCUUUACUUUUUGACUUAUCGAAGAAUAUCUUGGCGCAAAUCAUCGUUGAUGGGAGAGCCUGGCCAUGCAGUAAUCUCUCGCUUAGUGUGGGUGGCUUUGAAGAAGGACCGAUGGGGAAUAAGGGCAUCGGCGGCUUUCUCAUUCGUGGAGAUGAAGCAAAAGCCAUGACAGCAAUAUCCCGUGACGUGCGUGACACGACGCCCACAGGCGCAGAUCAUCCAGCAAAACGUCGCAAGACAGAGACUCAAUCACUGCCGGCUUUCUUUGCACGGCAAGACACAGAGCAUAGAGAUACAGAGGAAGACGCAGACGAAUUAGAGCAUUCUCUGGAGUCCAGUAGCAGACCACACUCAUGCGAGCGAACAUCGAAUGGGUCCCUAGAUGACGCUGUCCGGAGCACCGACGCAAGAGCUGAUGACGCAGGCGGUACUGAUCGGGCUUUUCAAGUCAGCACAUCUACGGAGCAGCAAACGAAGUCACAACGAUCCCUCCAUCAAACUUCGAUUGAGGCUUACAUCUGUAGUCGCUGUCAGGCGUCCAUACCCGUCAAUGAGGAGAAUGAGCACCAAGACUGGCAUUUUGCCCGAGACUUGCAAGAGCAGGACUCUGUGCCAACCCAAAAUCCAGCUCUUCCGAAGUCAGGGUCUGGACACUCUCCCGCUCUCAAUCUGCUACAUAACAAAGUGGAAAAGGGUCAACGUCGCCUCGCAUUCGGAAAGUGA